AGCAAAACAAUUUGGCUUCAUUAACCAUGAGUUGGACUAGAAGGAUUGGGCUUUAUUUUUCUUUUAUUGUUGCUAGGCCCAAAAAUGUACAAAUUUCUUAGAAUUAAAUUCUUUUCUUUUUAAAGUACAUUGGUGAUAUUGCGAAGUUAGAUAUUCUUUUGAUUGUGAAUGAAACAUUGACCUUUGCCAUUCCAGAAACUCUUGAAUCGAUCAAGUAAAACGUGAAAAGAAGUUGAAUUCCAUCCCUCUCUCUCAUGCAAUGGGACGCAGAGCUGGCGCUCACACACGCAGCCCACCAAUUGAAACGCUGCUCAACUCCCAACCAACUCCAAUCAUGGUAUGCCUUGUUCCUCAAAACCAACACGCCCAAGAUUGCUUCUUGAUCAAUCAAUUCAUCACCGCUUGCUCCAACCACCGCAUCAUAGAUUCCGCCAUUUUCGCCUUCUCCCAAAUCCGAAACCCCAACGUAUUCGUCUACAACGCCCUCAUCGGAGCCUUCCUCACCUGCUUCCGCCCCCUCCAAGCCCUGCGCCAUUACACCCUCAUGCUCAGGAACGCCGUCCCUCCCACCAGUUACACUUUCCCUCCCGUCAUUAAGAGCUGCAAACUUCUACAAUUCACUGGAGUCGGUCAGUGCCUUCACGCCCAGGUGUUGAGAAAUGGGCUGGGAUCGCACCUUCAUCUUCAGACCACCAUGAUUGAUUUCUACUCUAGUUUGGGCAUGCCUGCUGAAGCCCGAAAACUGUUCGAUGAAAUGCCUGAGAGAGAUGCCUUUGCUUGGUCCACCAUGAUAUCCACCCAUGUCCGUGCUGGAGACUUUGAUUCUGCUAGAAGGGUGUUUGAUGAUAUGCCUUAUAAGAACACCGCCGCUUCAAACACCAUGAUUCACGGAUAUGCGGAAAUUGGGGAUGUGAAUUCUGCUGAGGCUCUGUUUUGUGCAAUGCUUGAAAGGGAUGUGAUUUCUUGGACGACCAUGAUCAAUUGCUACUGCAAAAGGGAGAUGUAUCUGCAAGCCUUGGAGCUUUUUGAAGCGAUGAAGAGCACAGGAACCACACCUGAUAACACGACGAUGGCAACUGUGAUAUCGGCUUGUGCACAUCUUGGGGCUCUAGAUAAAGGGAAGGAGAUGCAUAUGUAUAUAAUGGAGGCAGAGUUUGACGUCGAUGUUUAUAUAGGAUCCGCGUUGAUUGAUAUGUAUGCCAAGUGUGGGGCUAUGGAGAGAGCACUGGUGGUGUUCUUCAAACUGCAGGAGAAGAAUCUCUUCUGCUGGAGCUCGGUGAUUGGUGGGCUUGCAUACAACGGAUAUGCUGAAGAAGCAUUAGCAAUGUUUGACAAAAUGGACAAGGAGAAGAUUGAGCCAACCCAUGUUAUCUUUUUGAGUGUUCUUGCAGCUUGUGCUCACGCUGGACUGGUUGAAGAAGGUAAACAUAGAUUCUCCGUAAUGACUAGCAGAUACGGUAUCCUUCCUGAAAUCGAACACUACGGUUGCAUGGUCGACCUCCUAUCCAGAGUUGGUUUGCUUGAAGAAGCACUAGUCUUGAUAAGCAGCAUGAGAAUGCAGCCGAAUUCUGUUAUUUGGGGCGCUUUGCUAGGCGGCUGUAAGCUUCACAAAAACUUAGACAUUGCUCAAAUUGCUGUAGACAGACUGAUGAUUUUAGAGCCUGGUAAUAGUGGGUAUUACACCCUCUUGGUUAACAUGUAUGCUGAAGCAAAUAGAUGGAAUGAAGUGGCGAGGAUUAGGGGAAUCAUAAAGGUGCGUGGAGUGGAGAAGGCGUUGCCGGGCUCUAGUUGGAUAGAAGUGAGAAAGAAGAUGCAUCAGUUUGCUGCUUCUGAUAGCUAUCAUCCAUCAUCCAAACAGAUAAAUCAAGUCCUAAAUGUGUUAGAUUCCCAGCUUAAGCUCUUGGGAGAUGCGGCUCAGCUCGAUCUCGUCGUGUGAAGUGAAGGAUGCAAACAAGGUUUGAUUUUGAAGAAGUAUAGCAUGAUAGAUGGCACGAGGAAAGGAACGUUGCCCCCACAAUGGAAUGCAUUUCAGCAUGCGUUGGUUUCAACAACCCAAAGCUAAAAAGUGUUUGGGUCGGUGGGACUUCAUUUUUCUUGAUAAUAUUUUCUGUACUACAAGCAACUAUACUGGUGAUGAUGUGUACAGAUUCUUGUAUUUGAGCCCACCCAUUGAAAACAGUGAGGUAGUUAUAAAAUUCAAGAGUGCUUCCUAACGAUUAGAGUUGGGUUCCUUUGCCUAUUAACAAAGAUUGACAAGUUAUGUUACUAAAAAUAACCAGAACUGCAACUAGAUAGUAGUACUCCCUUUUUAUCAAUAAAAGUAUAGUACUAUUUUAUUGUGCUGCUUAUUAGGGAUUUUCCUUGCUUAUCAUAAAUUCUCAGGUGAAAUAUCUCAGGUUUGGGUGUGCUUCCACUUGUGGUCUUGUGGAGACGAACUGAGUAACAAAUUUUCAUGACUAUGUGUUAUUUCUCAUCAUAAUUCAAAGCAGGUGGGGCCUGGUGGGGUUUGUUUUGUUGAAUGGAAAAAGCAGUUAAAAGAGUAAAACAGUGUGUGUAUUAUGAGAUGUCGGAUAGGUGGAUGCCUUUUCAAAUCUGUCUUUGGAUCAUCUCCCCCACGUUCCAGCUAAGCAUAUCACUUCUUUUUGUUCUUUCUUAAUUCUGCUAUGAAUUUUCUUUCAUCUUGUAAUAUUCCAGUUGUUUGUUUUGCAUAAUGGGAUCAUGGAGGUUGAUUGAGUGCAGUGCAUCUUCUCUCCAGGAGGGAAAGAUUGUCCUUUUCUUCUCUUUUUCGCUGACACGUGAAAUCUAUUUUUUCUGAUUGUGCUGUAACUACUGCCGUAGGUAUUUUGUCUGAAAGAAUCUGCCACUGAUAAGGUUUCAUAUAAUUGCUUGUAUGUGAAUCUGCUGAAUUUGGAAGAUCUCUUCAUCUUGAAGGAGAGAGAGUUGUCAGUCUAGAUCUUAUCCACAAAUAAAGGGAUGCUUUUGCAAGAACUGUGCAGGAUUGCGAGCUUCAUCAGAGACUGUCUCUCCCUCACAUCGUUAUCAUCAUCUCCCAGCACAUUGGUAAUUCGGUGGUUGUAUUAGCAUGAGCUGCCGAUGAAGGACGGGACUUUGAUGCCGGUUUUUUUUUGCAAGAUUCACUGUCCAUUCAUCUGCUUCUGCAAACCCUCUGCUGCUCAUCUUUACACUUCAGCUCCACUGAAAUUGGAGGGCUCUCCACACGUGGUUCAUUCGUCUUUUGCUGUUGACAAGUCGCCUUCUGUGGUUGAAGAAGGGUCGGUAAAUGGCAAUAAAAAUUCUGAGACUAUGCUCAAGAGCUGCAUUCGGGAGCCCCAACGCAAAGAGGCUGGGAAGAAAAGAGUAGAGUGGAAGGACAAUACAGGGAAACAACUCGCUGAGAUCAAGGAGUUCGAAUCCAGCGAAACAGGAGAUACUCUCAGUGAAGAGGAUAGCAGCCGCUGCCAUUGUGCCAUUCUCUGAUGUAGCUCUCUAUUGACUUGCCUGCUGUCGCGAUUGUAGAGGAAGACGAGGGUCUAAUUAUUCUUAGAUCUGUGGUUUGAGGUCCAAACCUGCAUUCAAUCUCUCUAAUGAGAGUGGGGAUGGCUUCUGCUACUCUUUAAUCGUCCUCCUUUCUUUGCACAACAAAGAAAUGCAUGCAUCAAGUUUCUGGAAACAGCAGUCUAGAGUGACGGUGGCGCAUCUCUUCUGGAAGAGAGGUAUGCCGAUAACCUGGAAGCUGUUGGUGGGAAGCUGCUACUGUUUAUUAGAGGGAGCUUUGUGUCAUGCUUUUUUUGCUCAAGGAUUGAGUAGCAUUUUCUUGAUUCCACUGUGAGUUUUCUAUUGUGAUUAGUUGUAAUAUACAGAAUGAAGGGAACUGGCAAGAUAGGAUUAAAUUACAAUGCUAAAUCCAUGAAACUAUAAGAAGGUUAGUAUUUCCUACUACAAUAGGUAAUGCACUUUAUCUUCAACUCCAAAUUAA
Messenger RNA from Salvia splendens (bonfire salvia), 3976 nucleotides. Its product is annotated as pentatricopeptide repeat-containing protein At1g06143-like. The record is from RefSeq and is a predicted model, not a curated record. Gene Ontology annotation, biological process: RNA modification. Gene Ontology annotation, molecular function: RNA binding; protein binding. NCBI's taxonomy places the organism in Eukaryota, Viridiplantae, Streptophyta, Magnoliopsida, Lamiales, Lamiaceae.